AUGGCUAUGUCUAAGAAAUUAAUUAAGGCUGUUAUUUUAUAUAUGGCUCUUAUAAUGGUGUUCUUCACUCUUGCAACAAUCAAGACCAAUGCACAAAUUGUGAUAAGCUACGACGCUCUCCGUGCAGAUCAUGCAUGGGGAUGUAAUCCGAAGUAUCCUGAAACUUGUGUCAAACAAAUGGCCAAUCCUUAG
Messenger RNA from Eutrema salsugineum, 192 nucleotides. RefSeq names its product protein RALF-like 9. The transcript has a single exon. The coding region runs from base 1 to 192 and encodes 63 amino acids. Lineage: Eukaryota; Viridiplantae; Streptophyta; Magnoliopsida; Brassicales; Brassicaceae. The record is from RefSeq and is a predicted model, not a curated record.